Molecule: messenger RNA, 4800 nt
Organism: Camelina sativa (false flax)
Lineage: Eukaryota; Viridiplantae; Streptophyta; Magnoliopsida; Brassicales; Brassicaceae
Product: protein MODIFIER OF SNC1 1-like
Biological process (GO): epigenetic regulation of gene expression
Source: RefSeq, a predicted model, not a curated record
CCCCAGGAGGACCCCCCCCCCCUCCGUUAUAAUCCCCUUUGGUUUCAAGAGGUGUUAUUGGAUCUUGUAGCCGCUUUAUAAUGACCUCUAGCACCACAGGAGAUCGAAGAUGGGGUACUACAAGAAGAAGUGGCAUGACUAUAUUGGGAAAGGUUGCUGUUCCAAAACCGAUUAAUUUACCAAGCCAAAGGUUAGAGAACCAAGGCCUUGACCCUAACGUGGAAAUUGUUCCAAAGGGAACCCUUAGUUGGGGCAGUAAAUCAUCACUGAAUGCUUGGGGGACAUCAUCGUUGUCACCACGAACUGAAAGUGGCCCUGGUUCACCAAGCCACCUCAGUAAUCGACCUUCUUCUGGUGGAAGUGUCACUCGACCUUCAACUGCUGAUAGUAACAAAGCACAUGACUCUUCUUCUUCAGUUGCAUGGGAUUCAAACUCUCGGCCUUCAUCAGCAUCUGGGGUGUAUCCAUCUAAUCAGGCGUCAGUUGCACUACAACGUCCACAUAGUGCAGACACAAGACCAGGAAGUUCCCAGUUAUCCCGAUUUGCUGAACACGUGUCAGAGACUUCUGAAACAUGGGGUCAACAUGUGCCGGGAGAGAAGUUGGGAGUUGCUCCAUCAAAGAAUGAUGGAUUUUCUUUGACUUCUGGAGAUUUUCCUUCCCUUGGUACUGAAAAAGAGAGUUCUGAAAAGAGCACAAGGCCACAAGAUGCUGGACCUCGCUCUCGUCCUCCAUCUUCGUCUGGAAGAUCUGUGGAAGAGCAAGGUGUAGAUUGCACAAAAGAAGUUAAUGAACGGAUUGGAGAUGCCAAUUCCUGGAGAAGAGAUGAUCAACCAUACAGUGAAGAUGCACAUAGACAUUGUAGAGAAGAAGGGCAAUUGGACCCCCGUGGUCCACAAUCUUAUCCUAAUGCUAAUUUUCCUCAUCAGUAUGAUGCUUGGCGUGGUCCUCCAGUAAGUAAUCAUCAAGGUGGUGGCUGGUACAGAGGGAACCACCCAUAUGGUGCCCCAAUGGGUCCUGGGGGUUUUCACAUGGAUCCUUUUCCAUUUUAUCCUACACAAGUUCCACCUGCUCCUGGACAUGGGGCUGGUCCUAGGGGUAAUCACUCUAGUAAUGAAAGGAUGUUCAGACCUCCAAUGCUUGAUUCUUAUGUACACCCAAGGAUGCAGUCUAGGCCUGGGUUUUAUGUUGGUCCAGCGCCGCCCGAAGGCUACUAUGGUCCUCCCAGGGGGUAUGGCAAUCCCAGCAACAGAGACCUGCCUUUUGCAGGUAGGCCUGCUGGUCCGCAUACUUAUAAUAAUCAUUCUGGUCAAGGUGGAUAUGAUAUGCCUGGAAGCGAGCCACCACAUUCGCAAGAAACACAUAGGCUAUACAACGAGCCAUCACAUUCUCAACAAACACAAAGGCCAUACAACGAGCCAUCACAUUCUCAAGAAACACAUAGGCCAUACAAGGUUCUCUUAAAGCACCAAGAUGGGAGGUUGGGGGAAGAUAAAGCAAAGCGGGAAGAAUUUCUAGGAAAUAGGCUCCCGAAUGCAGAGAAGGUAACUCAACAGCUGCAAACUUCAAGAAACGAGAGGAUAGAAAAUAGAAAUGAGGCAAGUGGUGAAGUACAACCAGCUAAGGCAGAACUUUCUGCUUCCGGAGAUUCCAGUUUGAUUCAGAAAAUCGAGGGCUUAAAUGCUAAAACUAGAACUAAUGAUGGUUGGCAAAAUGCAUCAUUUGUCGUCAAUAGAGAUGAUCAGGAAAGUAAACCACGUACAGUCAAUUCUGGGAACGCCGUAAAUAAAGUUUCAGCAAUAAAUCUUCGAACUGGUCAUGCCAGUGAUAGUAAGAACAUAUUACACUCUAAUCAAGGUGAUCCUGCCACAAGCAAAAAUGCUGAGCUGGCAGCUACGAGUGGAACUGCCGUAUCCAGGAGAUCUACUCAACAGAAUCAAGGCAGAGCAGAUCCCCAGACCAAACGAAUAGUGAACAGUGAAGGCAAUGAUGGUUGGCAGAAGACAACUGUUAUGUCGGGCUCCUCCCGUGCNCCAUCUUCGUCUGGAAGAUCUGUGGAAGAGCAAGGUGUAGAUUGCACAAAAGGUUUUUACUCAAAANCCGAUUCCAUCAGGAGGCCUGGGUCUGGAAUAUUAGCAGACCCAAACGACAACCAGCGUUCUACGAUGAGAGAGUUAGCCAGGCAGCGAGCUCAACAGAGGCAGAAAGAGGAGGAAGAAAGAGCAAGAGAUCAGCGGGCUAAGGCUCUUGCAAAACUAGAAGAGUUGAAUAGACGUUCCCAAGUAUCUGAGGAAGGUUCAGUCAAGAACAUGGAAGCUGCAUCUAAUGCUUCUCUUUCUGACAUGCCAAAAGACCCUGGGUCUCAUUCACCAGUCACUGUUGCAGCUGCAAAUUCCGUAGAACCUACUUUAGGAUCAGGGAAAAACACGAGGGCUUCAACAGAAUAUGCAAAUAAUGUGGGCCCUACCAAACAGGAUAAUCUUCCACGUGAUCGUGAUGGCACUGCCUUAAAACAAAAGCGUUUGGGGUAUAGGCAGGUAUUUGAGAAAAAAACGGCAGGAAGCUCUGUUGCUACUAUAGAGGUGUUCGAUGUUGUUCCAUCUCCUCAGGUUGUUAAUGAAGGUGUGUCAAGCCAUAAUUCAGGCAUGCCAGUAACGUCAAGCGUUUCAACGGAGUCAACUUUCACGAAAAGAAAAAAUAACAGGAAUGGUAAGAAAAAACACAAGGCUGAGGAGACAACAAUGUUGAAUACGACAAGAGCUGCCGUUGGAAAAGAAAAAAAUUCAGGAGAUGAGUCAAUUGAGGCUGGUAGGACAAGGGCAGUUGAAAUGGAUUUGGGGUCUGUUUCAGUUCCAAGCUUGGAUAUCAAAGUGUCUGGUGAUUCGUCUGAACAAAUCAGUUCCUUCACUAAAGAAGACUCUCAAAACAGAGCAAAAAACAACUGGAAAUCUCAACAUGUGCGUAGGACUCAAAGAAACUCACUGGUAAAUAAGCCUGCAGAGAAAUUUCCUGGUAACAAUGCUGUUAUGUGGGCUCCGGUACAUCCACAGCAGAAAGCUGAUGUUUCAACAGGUGUAGGGAGUCAGAACACUCUCCCUGAAUUUGGCACCUCUUCGAAGAGUCAGCAUCAAGGGCAGACUAGUUCUAAAAGUAAAAGAGUGGAGAUUGAAAGAUAUGUAGCGAAACCCAUUGUAAAGGAAAUGGCUGAGCAAAUUGUCAGUAAAAAUGUAACCGCUGCUGCUCCAGAGAUGUCGGAUAAUGGAAACCAGAAAGAUAAUCGUGGAGGUGAAGGUACAGGAAUUCUCCAACCUUCUGGUUCAACUGCAGGCAAAUCUAGAUCUCCUUCAAAGUCAAGACACGGGAAUGGUAGGCAGGGAAAGCAUGGUAGAGAACAUGGAUCAUGGCACCAGAGAGGUUCUGGAGCACCUACUAAAGCUUUGGAGGAUGGCCAAUUUGUAACCUCAAAUCAACCCAUCCAAGGAACAGUGAACUAUCACUCUAGUAAUCAAACCGAAAAAAUUUCUUCUAAGGAUCAAACCACAUGUAAUGAUGAUGGAUGGAACGAUGGCUGGUAUAUGACUCCUGAAACGCAUUACUCUGCUGCUGAAGAAGUGGAAGCAAGUGCUGUUGGAAAAGAUCAAGGAAUGGGCAUUCACGGCAAGCAGCAUGCUUCCAGAAGCAACAAAGAUGGAGGAAGUAACUAUGGUGACCCUAAAAAAGCCAAUAAGAAGGAUUUCAAUAAAGCUCAUAUGCAGAACUCUGGCCAGGGGUUUAGUCAACCAGAUCUUCCCGUUGCUUCAAAAGAAAGCCGUGGCCCUGGAGAUCAAGUGUGGCAUACAGCUAAUAGGACAGGUAAGUAUGGAGGUCGUGAAAGUACGAGGGAGAAAACUUAUGGAUCUCAGAAAAAAGAUGUUGCUGGAUACGAGCAUCAAGGGGUUUCUACAGAACAGAAAAUGACACCAGCUGAUACACAACAAGCCCAGUCGCAAAACCGAUCUACCAAUAAGGAUGUCCAGGUUGAGCAUAAUCCGAAUAGUAUGUUCCAAAAGAACACAGGGCAGGGUCGACGAUUUGGAAGAGGGCAUGAGUCACAAGGAGGCUGGGGUUUAGCGGCGCAAGAGAAUAUGCCCCAUCACCAUCAGAGGCCAACUUCAAACAGAGAUAGACAGAAGCAAAAUGUGCAUUAUGAAUACAAACCUGUUGGUUCUCAUACUUAUGAUGGAGAGCGUAACCGAGAACAACAAUCGAAAGAUACAGAAGGUCCACGAUACAGGGAGAAGGGACAGGGGCAGCAAAGGCAUGGUGGAUACCAACAGCAAAGGGGUACGAGUGGGAGAAACACUGGUCAUGGAUUCACAGGUGAGAGAAACUAAGAUUGGCCUCUCUUGUGUUUAUUAGGGUAGUAAGAGCUGCGAUGCUGAGGAUAAUUGCAUUUUGUGAGAUAUGGCGAUUGAGGAAGCUGUUUCGUAGGCACAUAAGCUUGUGGGAUUGCUGAGAGGGAGACGUAUCCGAGGAGGCAUUGGCAGAAUCAGAUAACAAAAGUAUUUGCUCAUGAGGGUUUAUUAUAUAUAUUUUGAGUCACUUGUUUGAAUAUGCAUAAUUUACUGUAGUAUACAUUUGAUGGCAAUUGGACUGACCUUGUUUCGUUUAAGCCGUUGCUUUUUUUUAUUGCUGCGUUUUCCUAUGUUCUCAGAGUGCGGGAGUCAUCUUACAUGACGUCCUAGGCUACUUUGAUUCCAAUUUUUUUUUGUUUAACGUUGAGACUGAAGUUAUGUAUGCCAUCCCAACUAGUUUGGUAUC